AUGAUGACUGACAACUACUCCUCAACAAAUGAGUUUAUACUUACUGGAUUUGCAAAUCAUCCAGAGCUGAAGACCAUCCUGUUUGUCCUGUUCUUUGCCAUCUAUCUUAUCACCAUGGUGGGGAAUCUUGGAUUGGUGGUACUGAUUUACAUGGAACGCCGUCUUCACACACCAAUGUAUAUCUUUCUGGGAAAUCUGGCUCUCAUGGAUUCCUGCUGCUCCUCUGCCAUUAUGCCCAAAAUGUUACAGAACUUCUUUUCUGUGGAUAAAAAAAUUUCCUUCUAUGAAUGCAUGGUCCAGUUUUAUUUUCUCUGUCUUGCUGAAACUACAGACUGCUUUCUUCUGGCAGCAAUGGCCUAUGACCGCUAUGUGGCCAUUUGCAACCCACUGCAGUACCAUACCAUGAUGUCCAAGAAACUCUGCAUUCAGAUGACUACUGGAGCCUACAUAGCUGGAAAUUUGCACCCCAUGAUUGAAGUAGGGUUAUUGUUUAAGCUAACUUUCUGUAGAUCUCAUCAAAUUGAUCACUUUUUCUGUGAUGUCCUACCGCUAUAUAGAAUCUCUUGUGUUGACCCUUAUAUCAAUGAGUUGAUACUAUUUAUCUUGGCAGGAUCAAUUCAAGUCUUUACAAUUACUAUAGUCUUAGUAUCAUACUUUUAUAUCCUAUUUACAAUAUUCACAAUGAAAUCUAAAGGGGGAAGAGGCAAAGCCUUAUCUACCUGUGCAUCCCACUUCCUCUCUGUGUCUAUGUUCUAUGGCUCUCUGCUCUUCAUGUAUGCUCAACCAAGUUCAAUUAAUUCAGGAGAUAAAAAUAUACCUGUUGCUAUUUUUUAUACUGUGGUGAUCCCAUUAUUAAAUCCCUUCAUUUAUAGUCUAAGAAAUAAGGAAGUGAUCAGUGUUUUGAAAAGAUCAAUGAAGAAAAUAAUUGUGUAA
This is a messenger RNA of Dipodomys ordii (Ord's kangaroo rat), 933 nucleotides long. Its product is annotated as olfactory receptor 5K3-like. Gene Ontology annotation, cellular component: membrane. The transcript has a single exon. Lineage: Eukaryota; Metazoa; Chordata; Mammalia; Rodentia; Heteromyidae. Gene Ontology annotation, molecular function: G protein-coupled receptor activity; olfactory receptor activity; odorant binding. The record is from RefSeq and is a predicted model, not a curated record. Bases 1 to 933 code for a protein of 310 amino acids. Gene Ontology annotation, biological process: sensory perception of smell; G protein-coupled receptor signaling pathway.